Molecule: messenger RNA, 3259 nt
Organism: Drosophila novamexicana
Lineage: Eukaryota; Metazoa; Arthropoda; Insecta; Diptera; Drosophilidae
Gene: asl
Product: golgin subfamily B member 1
Exons: 3
Coding region: 280-3249 (989 amino acids)
Source: RefSeq, a predicted model, not a curated record
AAACAUGUUUAAACAUGCUUCAGUGCUGUUGCGGUAUUUAGCUGUAUGAUAUAAAUUUGCUGUAGUGAAAAAUUAAUAAAAAACUGGGAAUAUGAUUGCAGAGUUGCGUUGAUUUGCCAUAUAUCCAAGCAACAGUUGUUAAGUGUCUACUCAAAAUUAGCAAGCUAAUGUGCUGAGCUGCAUACCAAACUUGACGUCGACAACAAAAACAAAAAAAAAAUCAGCGCCUGCGCCAUUAGCUCAAAUUCAAAUUUAAAUUAAUUGUGAACAGACGUCAAAAUGAACACGCCCGGCGUCAGCCUUUUCCAGGGCGCCGAAACCCUCAAGGUAAAUUCAACGCUGGAGCGCCAGGAGGAAGAAGAAGCGCUGCAGGAUCAAAAGAGACGCGAAGCGGAGCUGGGGAAUUUAUUGGAAAAUGCUUUCGAUGAUUUGGAUGACGAGGACGACGAGAGCACAAUUGACUCGACAACAAAUUAUCCUUCCAAUUUGUUGCCCACGCAUCAACUGCCGCCGCUGCCUACGCAACAGCCCGCCCAGCAUCAGCAGGAGGAGUUUGUAAGUGCCAGCGAAAUGCAUAAGCUAAAGAUGAUGCUGGAUUCCAAGACGCACGAGCUGAGCAACAUCAAUAAGCUGGCCACGGAGGCGCAUAAGAAAAUCGAUGAGUACCAGAAGCGGCUGACCAUAACCCAGGCCGAGCUGGAGCGGGCGCUGCGCGAGAAGCAGCACGCGCACGAGCUGCUCGUGGAUAGCAAAGAGAAGUGCUCCAAUUUGGACAAUAACAUUGAGAAGCUUCGCUGCGAGAAGCGUUCGCUGGAGGCGGAGAACACCCAGCUAGUUGGGCAGCUGGAGACAGCUCAAACGCUGCUCGCCGAUGUGCAGCGUAAAUAUGACAUGGUCGAGCGGGAUCAGCACAGGCGUGAGGAUCGCAACACAGAUAUGCGCAUCAAGCAGCUGGAGGAGCAUCAACGCGCCCAAACGGAGCUACUGCAGCAGCAGCUGAGUCAGCUGAGCGAUCAGCUGGACAAGAAAAAACAGGAGCUCGAUCAAAUGCAUAUGCGCUACAAUGCGCUGCAGUCCAGCCACGAGUCCAUGCUGCUGGACAAGGCGGCCAAAAUCAAUGAACUCAACGCCGCGCUGGAUGUGGCACAGCGGCGCUUCCAACAGUUGGCCGCCAAGCCCAACUACGAGGCGGAGUACACGUGCCAGCAGCAGUGCAUAGCCGAUCUGCACGCACAGGUGGCCAGCAUGGAGCAGACCAUAGCGCAGCUAACGGAGCGUGUUAAUGGCACCACAGCUGAGCUGGAUCUGAUGGAUACGCUGAUACAACAGCAUCAGGCCGAAACGGAGACGCCAAAUAGAUUGCCGUCCCGUCUGAUGGGCAGCACGCCCCUAAAUCCAGCCGAUCGUAUGGGACACAUCAAGCAGGAGCUCUACCGGGCCCUGGCCAGUUUGAAGAACAAGCGCGAGGAAGUGCGCAAGCUGGAGAAACAACUGGACGAGCGCACCAAUGAACUGAGCAUGCUGCGGGCGGAGGAGAACAAAACGCUGGUCCAGUUGGCCACGCUGAAGGAAGACAAUUCGCGUCUGGAGACGCGCAUUCGGGUGCUGCAGGAGCAGCUGAACGAGCGACAGCACAACUCAACGCUGAAUUCGUCCAAGCUGCAAGCUGAAUUGGAUGCGCUGUUGGCCGAGCGGGAAGCACUGCAGCAGAAGACGCUGGCGCAAACGACAGAGCGCCAAAAGCUCGAUAAGCAGCUGAAGCAGGCGCAGCUGGAUUUGGAGCAACUGCAGUUGGCGCAUGAGCAGCUGCGGCGCCAACACGAACAGCUAACGGAUGACAAUCGACAGCUGCGCACGCGGGCCACCGCGGACAAUUUGCGCCUGGAGCUGGAGCGGCACAAGAUCUUGCUGAAGGAUGCGCAGGGCGAGGUGGAACGACUGAAGACGCUCUACACGGACAUUGCCAACGAUAAGGAGACGCUGAGUUAUCAGCUGCGCAAGCUGAGCGAGACGGAUAGCAUCAAGGAGCUGCAGGAGCAGCGCCAGCAAAUUGCCCAACUGCAGCGCAAUGUGCAGCUGGCGGAGCUGAAGGCGCAGGAGCUAUCGAAAAUACUCGACACGGAGAAGCUGCGACACGAACGCGAGCUGCAGCUGCUGCGCGAGAAAUGGGAGCGCGAAAUGCACGAGGAGGUGCUUAAAACAGCCAAGGAGAGCUCCAGCAAUUGCGGCAAGUGCAGCGAUCAGCUGGCCGAGGUAACCAAGCUUGAAAUCCAAAUGCUAAAGCUGCAGAACAUGAACUCCAUGCAGGCCAAGGAGCUGAGUGAGCUGCGAAAUGAGUUGCAGCAGGCGCAGGCUCUGCACGCGGAGCUGGAGGUGAAGCUCCAGCAGGCGGCGGAGCAAGAAAAGCUGCUAGCCGAGCUCAAGGCUAAGGCAGAGCUAUAUGAGCAGCAGCUGCAGCAGGAGGCAGCCAAGGCGGUCAGCUCCCCCAAGCAGGCAGCCGCGAAUGAAGCCGAGGCGGCGUCACCCGCUUCACCGGAGCUGACGCAGGCACGCAUCAAGCGCAUCGAGCAGCGUGUGCGCGACGAGAUGGCCAAGCUCUUUGCCGCCGAGCUGAAGCGGUUUACGCAGCGCGUUCAGCAGACGGAGGAGCGCAGCCUGUGCCUGCAGCGCGAAUAUCAAUUGGUCUGCCGGGAUCUGCAGCAGCGACAAACGGAGGUGGAGCUGCUGAAGCAAACGAUACUCGCGGAGCGCGAGCAAAUGCAGGAGCUGCUGGCCGAGCAGGAGGACAAGCAGAAGCAAAUGCUGCACAAGUGCCGCAGCGAGCUGCAGUCGAAGAACCAGCGCAUUGCUGACUUGCUGCGCGACCUGGACGAGCAGCAUGCGAGCAUCGAGUCCGAGCGACGUUCCAUGAAAACCGUCAUGGCCGAAUGGGAUAAGCAAAAGCAAUCCAUUGAACAGGUGGAACAGCACUGGCGCACCCAAGUCCAGACGCUGCGCGACAGCCACGAGGAGGCAAUGCGUGCCGCACAGUUGCGGUAUCAGAGCGCCAAGCGCACCGCCCACAAUUACAAGCUGUACGCGGAGGACAAGGAGGCGCACAUGAAACGCGAAUACGAGCGCAUCAAGCUCGAGUAUCAGACCUCCCUCACCCAAAUCGAGGCGACCAUGCAGCAGCAUCUGCAGCAGCGCAAGAGCCGUGACCGCCAGCGCAAGGUCAACGACAAGGAGAACGAGCCCAGCAAUCGAUAGAUAUAAGCUA